GAUCAGCAGCUUGGCUUGCAAAGAGGGGGUAUAAAAACCCCUCCACUUGGGAGCAGCCUUCACAGAGGUCCCUUGGCUCCUAGCACGAUGGCGUCCCCUCAUCUGUUCCUCCUUUGCCUCGCUGGACUGGCAUUUAUGUCUGAGGCUAGCCCUGCGGGCACUGGAGAAUCCAAGUGUCCUCUGAUGGUCAAAGUCCUGGAUGCUGUCCGAGGCAGCCCUGCUGUGGACGUGGCUGUUCAAGUGUUCAAAAAGACUGCUGAGGGGACCUGGGAGCCAUUCGCCUCCGGGAAGACAGCUGAAUCUGGAGAGCUGCAUGGGCUCACCACAGACGAGAAGUUUGUAGAAGGGGUAUACAGAGUAGAGCUGGACACCAAAUCCUACUGGAAGGUCCUCGGCAUUUCCCCGUUCCACGAAUAUGCAGAGGUGGUUUUCACAGCCAACGACUCUGGCCAUCGCCACUACACCAUCGCGGCCCUGCUCAGCCCUUACUCCUACAGCACCACUGCCGUUGUCAGCAACCCCAAGGAGUGAGGUACCUGGCCCAGGAGGAUCUUGUCAAGCAGUAGCAGCCCAUUUGCACUGAAACAGUGUUCUUGUUUGAUAAACUGUGUUAGCAACUUGGAAAGAUGCCCUCAAACAGUCCUAUUAAAUAAACCACUUGUCAUUUCAUUCAAA
Molecule: messenger RNA, 675 nt
Organism: Mesocricetus auratus (golden hamster)
Lineage: Eukaryota; Metazoa; Chordata; Mammalia; Rodentia; Cricetidae
Gene: Ttr
Product: transthyretin
Exons: 4
Coding region: 88-531 (147 amino acids)
Biological process (GO): purine nucleobase metabolic process
Molecular function (GO): thyroid hormone binding
Source: RefSeq, a predicted model, not a curated record